CUAUAACACAUCUUCUUCAUAACCUCUCUCUCUCUCUCUCUCUCAUCGCUCUCUCUCUCUCUCUCUUUGUUUUUUGGGUUCUAGUUUGUGUGUAUAUACUAUAUGCACAUACACAUAGGAAGAUAUGAUGGGUUACGAGCAGAUGAAUCAGAUGACAAUGACGACAACGGCGAUGAUGAAGAAUUUCAAUAAGAGGGGUCCGAUCAAUACUCCACAUAACAAAAUGACGAGGAGAAGUGUGUCGGCCAUUGAUGGUGGUGCGGCGGCUGCAGCUGCGACUGCUGGAGAAGGAGAACGCCGACGGAAUCUCAAGACUCUUGAUCUUAGUGGCAUGUCCUUGGCUUCUCUCUCGGCCUCUUCUAUCAACUUGGCUUCAAUCUCCAAACUCGAUCUCUCCAACAACAAUAUUCAGAAAAUUCCGGAGUCUCUAGUAGCAAGAAUGUUAAAUUUGUGGGCACUGGAUUUGCAAUCCAAUCAGCUAAAAACUCUUCCAAACUCCAUUGGAUGUCUUUCCAAACUUAAGUUUCUUAAUGUCGCCGGAAAUUAUCUCCAAUUUCUCCCCAAAACUAUCGAAGAUUGCAGAUCGCUGGAAGAGCUGAACGCCAACUUCAACGAGCUUACAAGGCUCCCAGACGCUAUAGGGUUCGAGCUAACGAAUCUGACGAAGCUCUCCGUCAACUCGAACAAGCUUGUUCUGUUACCAAACUCCGUUAGCUACAUGACGUCGCUGCGUGUCCUCGACGCGCGGCUAAACCGCCUUAGUUCCCUCCCUGAGGAUCUUGAGAACCUCGUGAACCUUCAGGUCCUUAACGUUAGCCAGAACUUCCAACACUUGACGACGUUACCUUACUCCGUUGGGUUGUUGAUAUCUCUCGUCGAGCUUGACGUUAGUUAUAACGGAAUUACGGUUUUACCGAACUCCCUCGGCUGUCUUCGCCGGAUUCAGAAGCUCUCUGUGGAGGGUAAUCCCCUCAUUUCCCCACCUUUUGAAGUGGUGGAACAGGGAUUGGAAGCAUUGAAGCAGUACAUGAGCGAGAAAAUGACCGAGUCUUAUAAAAAAACUCCGGCCAAAAAAAAGUCGUGGGGCAUUGGUAAGUUCGUCAAGUACGGCCUGAGCUCUUCUCCGGGGAGAGGAACUGGCCGUGGAGACGGGAAGGAAGGCUUCAUCAAUGUAUCCGAUUAUCGCCAAAUCGAUGGAAUCGCCUCCCCGCGACACGUAUCCCUCUUCAACCCGCGACGCCUUUUGUCUCCACUCUCCGCGUAUUUCUCUCCUCCAAGAGAUGGUCCUCAAUUGUUUGAGAGUGUUGAUGAUUUGCCUUCUGCUAAGUUUUUUCCUAAAGGUGUUGUUCAUAGUGUCAAACCUUAUGGUAGAUUAUCAUCAACCUCUGUUGUUGAUGGUGAUUCUGAUGGUGAAGAGAGUGAGGUAAAAGAUGAAGAAAUUGGGAAGAAGCUACGUGGUCGUAGGGUGAGGAAGAGAUUUGGUGUCAUGGGGAUAGAGAGAGGUGAAGAAGGAGGUAAGAGGAGGAUUGAGAAUCGUGUUAAUGGUGGGAGAUUGAGAAAUGGAAAAUCUUCUCAGGUGUAUGAAAUGACUUUGCAGAAUGGUGGGAGAUACGAAAUUGGAUCUUAGGUAAGAGUUCUUCACUUUGUUGAUCAAUCAUGUCUCUGAACAUAAACAUGUAUGUAAACUAUAAUAGUGUGCUUAUGAAAAGUCUUCAGUUUUAGGGAAACAAAUCUCUGUUCAAGUAAGUUUUGGGUGAUGGAUCAAUGAUUGGUAUUAUAAAUGAUUUGAGCAUAC
This is a messenger RNA of Arabidopsis arenosa, 1795 nucleotides long. The record is from the annotation of a GenBank genome assembly. NCBI's taxonomy places the organism in Eukaryota, Viridiplantae, Streptophyta, Magnoliopsida, Brassicales, Brassicaceae.